This is a messenger RNA of Dermacentor silvarum, 764 nucleotides long. RefSeq names its product phosphoribosyl pyrophosphate synthase-associated protein 1. Lineage: Eukaryota; Metazoa; Arthropoda; Arachnida; Ixodida; Ixodidae. Gene Ontology annotation, molecular function: ribose phosphate diphosphokinase activity; magnesium ion binding. The transcript is spliced from 4 exons. Gene Ontology annotation, cellular component: cytoplasm; ribose phosphate diphosphokinase complex. The annotation marks the transcript as partial. The record is from RefSeq and is a predicted model, not a curated record. Gene Ontology annotation, biological process: purine nucleotide biosynthetic process; 5-phosphoribose 1-diphosphate biosynthetic process.
UUAGCACUUUGCAGCAAAUGUUUUUUAGGCCUCUAUGCAGCCACAUUACCGCCUGACUUGGCCCUUGCGCUGCUAAACUCUACACAUCACCAUCCUUAUUUCCCAGAGCCCAAAUCUUUACUUCCUGUGCAAGCUCCCCGAAUCUAUGCGCAAAAUGUUUCACUGUAUCAAUUUGCGAGUAGUCUCUUCUAUUGUUUUCCUUUCUUCACAGGCAUUGCGGUGAUCCACGGUGAGCAGAAGGAGUCCGAGUCAGACAUGGUCGAUGGCCGUUACUCUCCUCCGACGGUUCUCGUGUCUGGGCGCACUAUGGAGGUUGGCCUCGACAUCAUGCCUGUGCCUGCAGCAAAGGAGAAGCCACCAAUCUAUGUGGUGGGUGAUGUUGGUGGCCGCAUUGCCAUCAUGGUGGAUGACAUGGUGGAUGACGUGCAGUCCUUCGUGGUGGCUGCCGAAGUGUUGAAAGAGCGUGGUGCCUACAAGAUCUAUGUGCUGGCCACCCACGGACUCCUCUCUAGCGAUGCACCGCAGCUCAUCGAAAACUCUCCAAUCGACGAGGUGGUGGUGACCAACACGGUUCCGCACGAAGUGCAGAAGAUGCAGUGCCACAAGAUCAAGACGGUGGACAUUAGCGUGCUCCUGUCCGAGGCCAUCCGGCGCAUCCACCACAAGGAGUCCAUGUCUUACCUCUUCCGAAACGUCACGCUCGAGGACUGAGCACACCUGGGUGUCUGAUUUUCAGAUGGUGGGUUGUGUACAAAAGCCUUGCU